AACAGAGCAGGUAGCCUUGGGACUGGGACACGAGCUGGGCGAUGGGCAGCAGCAGGUUCCGCCAAGGGCUCGCUCUUGUCCACCAAAUCAUAGCGGCAGCGCCAGGCUGCACUGGGCUCAGGGAUAGACAGGUUCAUCAGGGUUCUCAGAGCAGUGGGAGCUGUGGAUGGUCCCGCAUGGUCAGGCCUGCUGUUGCACACCGGGUCGGUCCAGGCCUGCUUGUGGCACCGGCUGCAUCUCUUUGCUGGACACCCUGUCGUGAUCCCUGAUGCUGGCUCCCAGCCCCAGAUGGCAAUGGCUGUGACUCCGGACUCCCUUUGCUCUCUGGGUUCAACCACAUGGACACCCACACCUGAGUCUUCAGGCACCCUAGUCAUGGCUUUCCUGCCUCAGCUGAGCAGCUGAGGGUGGGGUGCAUGGGGUGCCCAGCAUCACGGUAGCUCCGGGCUCUGCUCCCAGCCCUUUCCAUGGACUCCCGGGCCUGUCCAGCUGAGAGCGGGACUCAUGGGGUCCCCAGUGUCUCUGGAGCCCCAGGCUCUGCUCCCAGUCCUGCCCAUGGGCUCCCGGGCUUGUCCAGCAGGCUCCUGGGGGACCAUCAGGCUGGGGGCGGCCCCCGGCCUCGGCCUGCUGACCCUCUUCUCAGGGAUCGUUUUAUCACCAACAGGAUGUACAUGGUUAACCAUUGGCGUUUGGGCAGAUAGGCGUAACUUUGAAAUAGGAAGUGGUAACUCAGUAAGUAGCCUGCUUUUGCAGGCCCUAGCCUCACAGGAUUCUGUGAACGCCUGUCAGAGAUUGUGUCUGACUGAUGGGCUGGCCACCCCACUGGGGCUGUGGGGGACAGUCACCUGGGACCGCAGCACUUCCGAAGACCCUCCCUGCUCUGCUGUCCCCUCUGCCGACGAGCCUGCGUGGCUGAGCUGGCGGCCGCCUCCUCUUCCAGGCCACACCCAGCAGCACCAUGGACAAGGACACCCUGAACGCCAGCGACGCCUACUACUUCGAGGACGAUUACACCGGCUUUGGGAACGCCUCGUACUAUCCCAUCGAGGACGGCGCCCUCCUCUGCUCCCAGCAGGGCGCGCGCGACUUCUCCCGGGUGUUCGUACCGGUGGCCUACUCCGUCAUCUGCGUCUUCGGCCUGCUGGGCAACACCCUGGUGGUCAUCACCUUCGCCUGCUACAAGAAGGCCAAGUCCAUGACGGACGUCUACCUCCUGCACAUGGCCUUGGCCGACGUGCUCUUCGUCCUCACGCUGCCGUUCUGGGCCGUCGACCAUGCCGCCGGGACGUGGGUGUUCAGUAACGCCCUGUGCAAAGUCCUCAAGGGCACCUACGCCGUCAACUUCCACUGCGGCAUGCUGCUGCUCACCUGCGUGAGCCUGGACCGCUACGUGGCCAUCGUGCAGGCCACCAGGUCCUUCCGGCUCCGCUCCAGGACCUUGGCGCACAGCAAGGCCGUCUGCCUGGCCGUGUGGCUGCUGGCCAUCGUCAUCUCCAGCUCGGCCUUUACCUUCAGCCAGAAGUACGAGCUGCAGGGCCGCCAGGUGUGCGAGCCCAGGUACCAGACUGUGCUGGAGCCGGUGCGGUGGAAGCUGCUGGUGCUGGGCCUCGAGCUGCUCUUCGGCUUCUUCGUGCCACUGGCCUGCAUGGGCUUUUGCUACCUGUUCAUCGUCAAGACGCUGGUGCAGGCCCAGAAUUCCAAGCGGCACAGAGCCAUCCGUGUCAUCCUGGCUGUGGUGCUGGUGUUCCUGGCCUGCCAGAUCCCCCACAACGCGGUGCAGCUGGUGACGGCUGCCAACCUGGGCCGCGCGGGCCGCUCCUGCGAGCGCGAGCGUCUGCUCGGCUACGCCAAGAACGUGACGGAGGUGCUGGCCUUCCUGCACUGCUGCCUCAACCCUGUGCUCUACGCCUUCAUCGGCCACAAGUUCAGGAGCUACUUCCUCAAGAUCAUGAAGGACUUCUGGUGUUUGGGCAGGAAGCGCCCAGUGCCCGGCAGCUCCUCCUCCAGGGCCUACUCCGAGACUGGCCCCGCCAGGCUGGCCAGUGAGACCGUGGACAACGACAAUGUGUCGUCCUUCACCAUGUGACAGGUGGAGGACGCCAUGGCUACAGGGGAAUGCCCGACAGGAUCUGGCCGGUGUCUUACAGGACAGGGCUGUAGCAUGCUCUCGGGUCACGUGGGUCCCUGUGAGAUCCCCAAAUGUCCUUCCCAAGAAAUGCUGGUGAACCCAGAGCCCCUCAUGGGGCUUGGGCAAGCUGGGUCACAGUGACUUGUUUGCAAGUCUGGAAGUUUUCAGACAAGUUCCUAAAGCAAUGUCAGAUGGCCACUUCCGGCUCGCGCACAGCUUUAACAACGCAGCACUGCCGCCUGCAGGACCAGCAUCCCACA
Ochotona curzoniae (black-lipped pika) is the source of this 2388-nucleotide messenger RNA. RefSeq names its product C-C motif chemokine receptor 6 (gene CCR6). The coding region runs from base 959 to 2086 and encodes 375 amino acids. Gene Ontology annotation, cellular component: membrane. NCBI's taxonomy places the organism in Eukaryota, Metazoa, Chordata, Mammalia, Lagomorpha, Ochotonidae. Gene Ontology annotation, molecular function: C-C chemokine receptor activity. The transcript is spliced from 3 exons. Gene Ontology annotation, biological process: immune response; thymocyte migration; chemotaxis. The record is from RefSeq and is a predicted model, not a curated record.